CAUGGAUUCAAAGUCCAAAUUUACGAAUAUCUAUUACGGAACUAAGCAAUAAACUUGAAGAAUUAGCUGAUAAAUACCCAAUUCCUCUUAAUGCACCAUUACUUUUAGAUGAUAAAGAAUUAGAUUUAGAUGGAAAGAAAAAUCAAACUUCUGCAGAAUCUUUGUUCCCAGAAUUUGAUGAUCCUGAUAUUAUUGAUGAAUAUGAUAUCAUAGUGUCUAUUGAAGAUGGAAUAAAGAUGCAUCGUAAUGGCGACCAUCAAGGUGCUUGGAAAAGUUUCGAACAAAAUUCUGUUCUUCCAUUAGCAAAAUUCUGGCAAGGAUAUUAUUACUCCAACGGACAUGUUGUAGCGAAGAAUGUAGGUAAGGCAAGGCAACUUUUUAAAGAAGCUGCUGACGAUAAUCAUCCUGAAUCACAAUAUCGAUAUGCA
Molecule: messenger RNA, 428 nt
Organism: Dentiscutata heterogama
Lineage: Eukaryota; Fungi; Glomeromycota; Glomeromycetes; Diversisporales; Gigasporaceae
Source: the annotation of a GenBank genome assembly